Molecule: messenger RNA, 1836 nt
Organism: Varroa destructor (honeybee mite)
Lineage: Eukaryota; Metazoa; Arthropoda; Arachnida; Mesostigmata; Varroidae
Gene: Rpn5
Product: regulatory particle non-ATPase 5
Cellular component (GO): proteasome regulatory particle, lid subcomplex; cytoplasm
Source: RefSeq, a predicted model, not a curated record
AACAACCAAAGCAGCACUGAAUAGUGACUAGUAGCUUUUGUUGAUCAGCAGUUUGAACCUUCCCAAGAAGGGGGUGCGGGUCCUAAGUAGAAAACUGGUUUGUUCUGGCGUGUUUUUGCGAACUGCUGGUGUGAAGUCUAAAGGUGUCCUUUGGACGCUUGCAAGAUGUGUGACGUGACGUGCAAUGAUGACGGACGUAUCGUGAAGAUGGAAGUGGAUUAUAGCUCGACGGUAGACGAGAAAAUUCCACUGACAGAGUCCCUUGCCCUGCAAGGUAAACUAGACGAAGCUCUAGAUCAACUGCUUGCUCUAGAAAAGCAGACUCGAACUGGAGCAGAUACACAUUCCACCUCGCGGAUACUCGUCCAUAUAGUCAAGCUAUGCUUUCAGGCGAAGAAGUUAGACAAAUUAAAUGAAAUGAUCGUCAUUCUGUCUAAGCGACGUUCGCAGAUGAAACAAGCAAUUCAGAAGAUGGUGCAGGAAUGUUGUGGUUAUGUCGAUAAGCUUGAGAAUAGCGAUAAACUCAAUCUGAUCGACACGCUACGAACCGUAACUGCGGGUAAGAUCUAUGUCGAGGUCGAGCGGGCCCGUCUAACCUAUAAACUCUCUCAAAUCAAGGAAUCUGGCGGCGAUAUUGAGGGCGCUGCGACACUGAUGCAGGAGCUUCAAGUCGAGACGUUCGGAUCGAUGGAGAAACGUGAAAAGGUUGAACUUAUCCUUGAGCAGAUGCGUCUGUGUCUUGCGCGCAAAGACUUCAUUCGGACAGCCAUUAUUGCGAAAAAAAUCUCCGUAAAAUUUUUCGACAAUGCCGAACAACAGGACCUGAAGCUCAAGUACUAUGAACUCAUGAUCACGUUGGGCGAGCAUGACUCGAAAUACCUCGAUGUGUCCCGUUACUUUCUAGCUAUUUACAAUACGAAGAAGGUUCAGGAAGACAUACCAAAACGCAAUUUCGUCAUUCAAGCAGCGCUCCUAUUUUGUAUUCUUGCGCCUUAUGACAACGAACAGCACGAUCUUCUCCAUCGGCUCAAUCAAGACAAAGUUUUGAAGGAACUCUUGAAGUUCAAUCAGCUUCUGCAGUUGUUUAUCACACCAGAGCUGAUCGUGUGGGCCGGAAUUUUCAAAGAGUAUGAAAAGGAGCUUCGUGCGUCGACGGUAUUCAACUCAGAGGCUCGCUUUGGUGAUCUUAAGAAACGUGUGGUUGAGCAUAAUAUGCGCGUAAUGGCUAAGUACUACACGAGAAUUCGGCUUGAGCGGAUGUCACAGCUACUUGAUCUUUCUAUGGCAGAAACUGAGCAAACUUUGUCAAAUCUGGUGGCCAGUAAGGUGGUGUACGCGAAAGUAGAUCGAUUGUCGAACAUCGUCCACUUCGUACGUCAGCAAAAAGACCCCGAGCAGGUUCUCAAUGAUUGGUCCCAUAAUGUCAAUUCAUUGAUGAAGCUACUGAGCCGAACAACGCACCUUAUAAAUAAGGAAGAGAUGGUCCACAGGCACUUGCAGCCAGUCGCUAUUAGCUCGCAUGACUGAGCAAUGACAUCUGCGUGUGGAGAUCAUAAAAAGGAUGAGUCGUCGAGGGCCCAGACACUCGAUACAGUUUACUCGAUUGGUACAUCCUACAUCCACCAAUGUUGCCUCGAAUUCGAGCUAGUACUUCAUCGCAACGGCAUCAAGAUUAACAGAGUGGUGAAGUAGCAAGCGGCGUCGCAUUAGUAACUAAAGGGCAGAACGUUGAAAAACACAUGGGACAUACCAGUUGUAGAAAAUGCCUUAAAUAUGUAACCUAUAUUAAGGUACCGAUAUUAAUAAAUAGGCGUGUUUCGGGUGUAUUGAUAUAUA